UCUCUCUCUCUCUCUCUCUCUCUCAUUUUUUGGCCUUUUUUUUUACCUCGAUUGAGAAGAGCCAAUAAGAAUCUAAAACAAAUGGACCACAGCGAAGCAGCUAAUUCUAACUCAUCUUCACCUUCUUCUUCAUCCUCUCCGCCGACGACGCCGCCGCCCACGGUGGUUAUGAGUCCUUGUGCGGCUUGUAAGAUUCUCAGGCGAAGAUGCGCUGAGAAAUGCGUUUUGGCUCCUUAUUUUCCUCCGACUGAACCGGCAAAAUUCACCAUUGCUCAUCGCGUGUUCGGUGCAAGCAACAUCAUUAAGUUUCUACAGGAGCUACCAGAAUCUCAAAGGGCUGAUGCAGUGAGCAGUAUGGUUUACGAGGCAAGUGCAAGGAUCAGGGAUCCUGUUUAUGGUUGCGCAGGGGCGAUUUGCCAUCUUCAAAAACAAGUUAACGAGCUUCAAGCACAAUUAGCUAAAGCACAAGCUGAACUUGUUAACAUGCAAUGCCAACAAGCCAACCUUGUGGCCUUACUCUGCAUGUCUCCUCAGCAAUUAUCAGGACAAUCUGUGGACGAUUUCAUUAGCACGCCGCAGAGCUACCAGAGCAACCCUUGCUUCUUUGAUGACACCAACUGUUUAGGGUCACAGUGGGAGCCUCUCUGGACAUAAUUAUAAACAAAAAUAGCAUUACUCUAGUGAAUGAAUUUCUCCCAACUCAAGUGAGAAGGAGAAAUCCAAAGACAUUAAUUUUAAUAAAAAAAAUUUAGUUUUUAACUUAAUUAAGUAUGAUGAUGAUCAUUUGGGAGUAUAAAUAAUGAUCUCUUUGUUAAACCUAGGCAAAGUAGAUUAACCUUACUUUUAAUUUCCUCCAUGUAAUUUUUAAUUUUCUAUGUUAUAAUUUAUUAGAAAAGAAAAAUGAGAUAAUUUAUUAAGAUGCCUUUAUUU
Molecule: messenger RNA, 930 nt
Organism: Manihot esculenta (cassava)
Lineage: Eukaryota; Viridiplantae; Streptophyta; Magnoliopsida; Malpighiales; Euphorbiaceae
Product: LOB domain-containing protein 1
Exons: 2
Coding region: 82-654 (190 amino acids)
Source: RefSeq, a predicted model, not a curated record